Messenger RNA from Lodderomyces margitis, 1425 nucleotides. RefSeq names its product anaphase promoting complex subunit. NCBI's taxonomy places the organism in Eukaryota, Fungi, Ascomycota, Pichiomycetes, Serinales, Debaryomycetaceae. Gene Ontology annotation, biological process: protein K11-linked ubiquitination; anaphase-promoting complex-dependent catabolic process. The record is from RefSeq and is a predicted model, not a curated record. The coding region runs from base 1 to 1425 and encodes 474 amino acids. Gene Ontology annotation, cellular component: anaphase-promoting complex. The transcript has a single exon.
AUGAACUCAUCAGGGUAUUGGGAUAACUUGAGUUUUGGAAUCACCAACUCUUCUAAUAUAGCAGAUAGCGCUGCUGAACUGCUAAAUCGAACAGAUAACUCGCAUGACAUACAACAGCAACAGCAACAACAACCACAACAAAAUACCCAGAGUAAUGAAGUGUUAGAAACACAAAUGUCAGAAGCAUACCCCGAUUCAACCGAUCCAGACACACAGCAUGAGCUACAUAUACAACCUCCAUUCACCCCAGAAGAAAUACGCGACUCAAUCAGAUCCAGCUCGUUAGCGAAUGAUCAGUCUAGUAGGAUCCAUCAUGCAUUUAUGCAACUGAUUGACGAAGAUGACGAAGAUAAGGACGAGCGACUUGAAGGGUCAUUUAACAGAAUCACCCAGAGUGUCGUGCUGUUGGAGCAUGAGCCAGACAACACCGAAGAUGAAGUAGACGACCAGUCGAUUGAUCAUGAUAUGAUUAGUCAUGGUACAACUUCCAGUCGCCAUCCCUUUGAAGCCAACGAAGAUCAACAAAACCUGCAAAUGGAGGAUUCAUCGGCGCAACCAAGUUUGGAACAGAUUCAGCGAGUAUAUUACAUGAAGGGUUUACAAGAAGUGGAGGAUUUACAGUUGGUUGAUUUGUCACCACUUGCCAGUUGGAAAUUAUCAUCAUAUAAGCAAGGUUUUGGCUUGGCUCAAUUGCGCGAAGAUAACCCUGAAACUUACUGGCAAAGUGAUGGAAGCAAUGGAGGCAAUAAUACUAACCCCAAUAGCUCAGCCUUGAUGAAUAACCAUUUAGCCAAUCCUCAUUCCAUAACUAUUCAUUUCAUUAAAAAAGUGGCGUUGGAACGAAUAUCAAUCUUCACCAAUUAUUCUUUAGAUGAAAGUUAUACCCCUAGUAAAAUAAGAAUUAUGGCUGGUAGUAGUGAAGGAUGGGAUUUGAUUGAAGUUUGCACUGUCAAUUUUAAUCAGCCAAUUGGUUGGUCACAUAUAAUAUUCAACGGGAUUAGAAACGAUGGCGUUUUAAAGUGUUUCAUGGUGAAAAUAAUCAUAUUAGCCAACCACCAAGAGGGGAAAGACAGCCACAUAAGAGCCAUAAGAUGCUAUGGUAAAAAGAAUGUGCCGCAAAAAUUGCAAGUGGUGCACGAAGAAACUAAGCCUUUGGAGCAGCUUGGCCAUUCUGAUUUGUUGAAAGAUUUGAGUUUGGCAAGUGGGUCUAGUAGCAUGUCUGGACUUCUGCAGAGUUCCAGAGCUGUAUCAGACUCAAAAGGUGGUGGGGAUUCGUAUGAAGUUGAGGAAGAGAAUCAAGAAGAGAUUGUUCCCGAUAAUUCAGAUUCAGAGACUGCCAAAAUACUACAAAACGUCAAUACAGUGUUGGGUAAUAACACCGGUUUCGAAAGCAUCGAGCUCAAAAGUGUUUCCUCCAUUAGGUAG